CCCUCUAUUUUUUGUAUGAGAAACCAAAUGUCUUUGUAUAACAUUAAGAAGACACAGGAAACCUCAAGAACCCUGUCUAUACUCUCAUUCUAUUUGAACCUCUUCCCUGUUUCACCAUCUUUUUUCCAACCUCAAGUCUCGUACCACUCAUUUGCCACACAACAAAACCCUCAGCAGAACGCUUUUACUUGUAAACUCCAAGUUGAUUCCUUUCCUCCAUCACCAUCACCAUCACCUUCACCUUCCAAUUACAAUUACGCUUCACUACUCCAGUCUUGUAUAGCUGCCAAGGCAUUAAGGCCCGGUAAACAGCUUCAUGGUCGAUUGUGUCAACUGGGUAUUGCUUACAAUCAAGAUUUGGCCACUAAAUUUGUAAAUCUUUACAGCGUUUGUAACUCUCUUCGGGAUGCCCAUCAGUUGUUCGACAGAAUUCCCAAAGGGAAUUUGUUUCUGUGGAACGUCUUGAUUCGGGGUUAUGCGUGGAAUGGGCCCCACGAGGCUGCCAUUUCACUCUACCACCAGAUGCUUGAGUAUGGGCUCAAGCCCGAUAAUUUCACUUUCCCAUUUGUUCUCAAAGCAUGCUCAGCACUUUCUGCAAUUGGAGAGGGAAGGGGCAUUCAUGAGUGUGUGAUACGAACUGGUUGGGAGAGGGAUGUGUUUGUAGGUGCAGCUCUUAUUGAUAUGUAUGCCAAGUGUGGUUGUGUGGUGGAUGCCCGUAACGUGUUUAAUAAAAUUGGUGUAAGAGAUGCUGUGUUAUGGAACUCCAUGCUUGCAGCUUUUGCUCAAAAUGGACACCCUGAUGAAUCACUUUCUCUGUGCCGUGAGAUGGCGGCAACAGGCGUAAGACCCACCGAGGCAACCCUUGUGACUGUGAUUUCAUCUUCAGCUGACAUUGCCUGUCUUCCUCAAGGGAGGGAAAUCCAUGGAUUUGGUUGGAGACAUGGAUUUCAAUCCAAUGACAAGGUCAAAACUGCUUUGAUAGAUAUGUAUGCAAAAUGUGGUUCUGUGAAAGUUGCCCGUAUUUUGUUUGAGAGGCUUAGGGAGAAAAGGGUUGUAUCUUGGAAUGCAAUUAUUACUGGUUAUGCAAUGCAUGGUCUUGCUAUUGAAGCUUUGGACUUGUUUGAGAAAAUGAGGAAAGAGGCUCAGCCAGAUCUUAUAACCUUUGUUGGUGUCCUGGCAGCUUGCAGCCGAGGGCGUUUGCUAGAUGAAGGCAGGGCAUUCUAUAACAUAAUGGUGAGGGAUUACUGUAUCAAUCCUACAGUUCAACACUACACGUGCAUGGUUGAUCUCCUUGGUCACUGUGGUCAACUGGAUGAGGCAUAUGAUCUUAUAAGACGUAUGAAUGUACUGCCAGAUUCUGGUGUAUGGGGUGCCCUGCUGAAUUCAUGCAAAAUCCAUGGGAAUGUGGGGUUGGCAGAGGAAGCUUUAGAGAAACUAAUUGAGCUUGAGCCUGAUGAUUCUGGCAAUUAUGUGAUUUUGGCUAACAUGUAUGCUCAAUCAGGUAAGUGGGAAGGAGUUGCAAGGUUGAGGCAGUUAAUGAUAGAUAAAGGAAUAAAGAAAAACAUUGCUUGUAGCUGGAUUGAAGUAAAGAACAAAGUCUAUGCAUUUCUUUCUGGUGAUGUUUCACACCCAAAUUCCGGUGCAAUAUAUGCAGAGUUGAAGAGGUUAGAAGGACUAAUGCUAGAAGCUGGAUAUGUACCAGAUACUGGAUCCGUUUUCCAUGAUGUAGAGGAAGAUGAGAAGACAAAUAUGGUGUGCAGUCACAGUGAAAGACUAGCUAUUGCAUUUGGACUCAUAAGUACAUCACCAGGAACCCGGCUUUUGAUAACAAAGAAUCUCCGAAUUUGUGAGGACUGCCAUGUUGCUAUCAGGUUCAUAUCAAAAAUCACCGAGAGGGAAAUCACUGUGAGAGACGUUAACCGCUAUCAUCAUUUUAAACAUGGAAUGUGUUCAUGUGGUGAUUAUUGGUGAUGAAGACUCGGUCUAGUUAGUUAGGUAAAGUGACAUGCACAACAGUCUCUGUCAUCGAAGUUUUGUCCAAAUGAUCCGAGUCUAUUUAAACAUAAAAUAACGAGUUCAUAUUCAUACCCCA
Gastrolobium bilobum is the source of this 2092-nucleotide messenger RNA. Its product is annotated as pentatricopeptide repeat-containing protein At4g21065-like. Gene Ontology annotation, molecular function: zinc ion binding; protein binding; RNA binding. The transcript has a single exon. NCBI's taxonomy places the organism in Eukaryota, Viridiplantae, Streptophyta, Magnoliopsida, Fabales, Fabaceae. The record is from RefSeq and is a predicted model, not a curated record. Gene Ontology annotation, biological process: RNA modification. Bases 16 to 1971 code for a protein of 651 amino acids.